AUAAAUCGGGCUCGGUAUUCAGAUAGUUAACAUCAAAAAUGGCAAAGGAAAAUAAAAAUUGCAAUUUGAAGGAGUAUUCGUUUGCUACAGAGGAAAUUCCUAGACUAAGUAUCAACAACCCGGAGACUGACAAGCGUAUUGCAGAUGGGCUACCAGUGGUGAUAACAGAUUCAGGAUUAGUGCAGUCUGCAUUACACUGGGACUUAGACUAUCUACAGGAAAAUAUAGGAGAUGGAAAAUUUACUGUGUAUAAAUCCAAUAACAAACGCUUUCAGUACUUUGAUGACAAAAAAGUUGAUUCUUGCAAGGAUUUUCAGAAACCAAUGGAGCAUAUGGAUUUAACAUUUUCAGAGUUUGUCAGCAAGUUGAAGACGGCAAAAGCAGGAAAAGACAGAGUUUAUUUACAACAAGCAUUAAAUGAGGGUGUUGGAAAACGGAUUGUUACUGAUUUCCUUGGAUUUAAUUGGAGCUGGGUGACAGAACAGCAAAAGAAGAAUAAGUUUGGUGCUCUGACCUCUAAUCUACUCCUCAUUGGGAUGGAAGGAAAUGUUACACCUGCCCAUUACGAUGAGCAGGAGAAUUUUUUUGCCCAGAUUCGAGGAUACAAAAGGUUUAUCAUGUUUCAUCCAGACCAGUUCAAGUGCAUGUACCCCUACCCCACCUACCAUCCUUGUGACAGACAAAGCCAGGUUGAUUUUGAUAAUCCAGAUUUCAAAAGAUUCCCCAAAUUCAAGGAUGCCAAAGGGUACGAAACUGUGGUUGGUCCCGGUGAUGUGCUGUUUCUACCCAUGUACUGGUGGCAUCAUGUGGAAUCUGUUCCUGAGCAAGGACACACAAUAUCUGUGACAUUCUGGUACAAGGCUGGUCCAAUUGGGAACAUAAAUUACCCACUGUCGCCCCAACAGAAGGUUUCCAUGAUGAGGAACUUGGAGAAGAUGAUUCAUCAGGCACUCAAUAAUGCUGAUGAGGUUCCUGAGUUUAUGCAGAACAUGGUGCUUGGUCGAUAUACUGACCCUCCUUCAUAGAAUUAGAAGAGACGAAACUUGCUUUUUUUAUACUUCAGAUUAUAUAUUUGAUCAACAUUUCUGGUUUUGUUUAUACAUUUUUUGGGUAUGUACAUGUAAUCAUGUGAACAUUAUGAAAGACAAACCUAGGAUUUAUCAGGACUAAUUGAAUUUCUGAAGGACACUUUGGGUAACACAUCACUAUUAAAAUUUCCAGGCAUCUGAGUUUUUCUUUCAAGAAUUUAGUGUAUAUAUUGUAUAUAUGUUUACCAAGUCUUUAUUUGUUACACAGUAUGCGGUAUCGUGAUGUUUAAAACUGCUCAUCAAGUUAGAAAGGCUUGCCUGAACUGUGAUAAGAAUUUUGAUAUAAAGUGUUAUUUGAUGCCAACAGUGUUGGGUAUAUAUGUAUAUUCAUAUUUUCAAUCGAUUGUAAUUAUUUGCACCGUUUCUUUACACAUGUCUCCAUAAAGAUAAACUAUGACAUGUUGUGUACUGCACAGGCACGUGAAGUAUGGACACUUAUUCACUUCCCCCCUCCCCUAUUUUUGAAAUUUUGUUUGCAGCAAUAAUUUUUCUGAAAUGUGUGGAUUCCCUGCCUAUCUUAUCCCUCUUUCAAUUUAUGUAAUCGUUUCACACUUUUUGUAAACUUUAGAGAUUGACCUUCUACCGGUAUAAUAAAUUAUCACUGCAAAAAAAAUUCAGAAGGGGGUGUGUUUAGUUACCAUACUUCAAGUGCCUGUGGUGUGCUGCUGUGUGUACAUGUAAUACCAUGUUCAAUUACUUUUUCAGUGUUUGUGUUAAUGCAUUGUGUGCAAUUUUUCUUUUGUAAAAUGCUGAAAUGUUUUUCUUUUUUCAAUUAUGUACGAAUCGGAAUAUUUUUGUACUUAGAAUUGAGUAACCAGAAUAUUUUACUUUACUACAAAAGUGAAAUGUAUAAUAUGAGAUUUUUUUAGAGCUCGAUAUUGAUCAUGUUUGAUUACAUUUAUAAUUGACAGGUCUGAAAUUUAAAUAUGUACACUGUAAUUACUGGUUUUUUGAGUGAAAAUUCUUCAACAGUUUUAACAAGAUCAAUUUGAAUUACAUCACUGUUCAUUGUUUAUACAACCUGCACAAGUGUUUGGGGGAAAAAAUUUAUGAAGUGUAGUGACUGUCUGUAUUGUAUCAGCCAUUACCCUUUCAUCUUUGGUGCUUCACCAAUUGUAAUACUUGGCGUAUUUCUAUGACAUUUUUGAACAUUAAAAAGAGAAUACGUUGUUA
This is a messenger RNA of Ostrea edulis (European flat oyster), 2261 nucleotides long. Its product is annotated as hypoxia-inducible factor 1-alpha inhibitor-like. The record is from RefSeq and is a predicted model, not a curated record. Gene Ontology annotation, molecular function: [protein]-asparagine 3-dioxygenase activity; ankyrin repeat binding; peptidyl-histidine dioxygenase activity. Lineage: Eukaryota; Metazoa; Mollusca; Bivalvia; Ostreida; Ostreidae. The coding region runs from base 39 to 1025 and encodes 328 amino acids. Gene Ontology annotation, biological process: negative regulation of Notch signaling pathway; peptidyl-aspartic acid hydroxylation. The transcript has 8 exons. Gene Ontology annotation, cellular component: cytoplasm; nucleus.